UUCCGCGGUGGAGAACACUUCGAAGACGUCACACAGGAGGAAGAACAAAACAAGAUGGCGUCUGGCGGAGAAUACGUUGUUUUGGUUCUUAUGGUUUCUUGGUCUUAAUUACAACGUACAUGUGCACAUGCGUGUCGUUUAACAGAGUAAACGUCGUUAUUAAUUGUUUGUAUGCGGAUACAUUAGUCUGAGUGCACUUUGACGUGCUAGCCAAGCCUGCUGGUUAGCUUAGCUUGUUAGCUGCUAACAAAGAGAGGCGGAAGUGAUCGACACAUCAAAGCAGAGAUCCAAUGACCUGUUUGUCUUGGGAGACCCUACCAGAGUGCAUGAAAGCCCCCAGACAACAUAGCUCCUAGGAUCAUUGGGACACGCAAAUUCCUCUACCACGACGUCUGUUAAGAACAUCUUCACCCUGAGCAACAGAAGUGGAGCUUUAGGAUGCGGAUGGAGGAUCCACAGCCCUCCCACAUUAAGAAGGAAGAGGAAUACCCACCGAUCCCCCAUUUUAAAGAGGAAGAGGAGGACCCACUGACACCCGGAUUUAAAGAGGAAGAGGUAGAGCCACUGAGCCCUCACAUCAAGGAUGAAAAGGAGGACCCACUGACCCCUCACAUUAAGGAUGAAGAGGAGGAUCCACUGACCCCUCACAUUAAAGAGGAAGAGGAGGAACUCAGCAUCAGUCAGCAGGGAGAGCAUCUUGAAGGACUGGAGGAGGUUGAUGUCACCAAGAUGCCAGUGACUGGUGUCCCUGUGAAGAGUGAAGAUGAUGAGGUCAAAAGUGAAAGUGAGGAGAGGGGAGGGGCGGAGCCUCCAAGCAGCAGCUCAACACAACACAUGACAACAGAAGCUGAUGGAGACCACUGUGGAGGAUCACAAGCAGACAAGCUCUUAGCUCCACUAUCAGAUAGUGAGGACACAACGUCACACUCUCCUGACACUGAUGAUGAAGACUCUAAAGAUGAUAAGACAUGUCACACUGACAACACUCACUUCACAUGUUCUCACUGUGACAAAACUUUUAAAUACCAUUGGUAUCUGAAAAGACAUAUGAGAAUGCACACCGGAGAAAAACCUUUUAUCUGUUCAAUAUGUGGUAAAGGUUUUGUAGAAAGUCAGAGUUUGAAAAAACACACAAUAUUACACACUGGAGAAAAAUCUUUUGUAUGUUUAAUCUGUACUAAAGGUUUUGUUGAAAGUCGCAAUUUGAAAGUACACAUGAGAACACACACUGGUGAAAAACCUUUUAUCUGUUCAAUCUGUGGUAAAGGUUUUGGACAAAGUCACCAUUUGAAAGCACACAUGAAAAUACACACUGGUGAAAAACCUUUUUCUUGUUCAAUAUGUGGUAAAGGAUUUGCACACAGUUCCUGUUUGAAAAAACACAGAACAAGACAUACUGGAGAAAAAUCUUUUAUCUGUUCAAUCUGUAGUAAAGGUUUUGUUCUAAGUAACGAUUUGAAAGUGCACAAGAGAACACACUCUGGUGAAAAACCUUUUAUCUGUUCAAUCUGUGGUAAAGGUUUUACAGAAAGUCAAUAUUUGAAAGUACACAUGAGAAGACACACUGGUGAAAAACCUUUUAUCUGUUCAAUCUGUAGUAAAGGUUUUGUAGAAAGUCGCAAAUUGAAAGAACACAUGAGAACACACACUGGUGAAAAAACUUUUUCUUGUUCAAUCUGUGGCUUAUCUUUUAAAAGGAAGGAACAUUUAAAAGUGCACUUUGGAUCACACACUGGUAAAAUACCGUUUACCUGUUCAAUUUGUAGUAAAGGUUUUGUAGAAAGUCGCAACUUAAAAGUACACAUGAGAAUACACACUGGUGAAAAACCUUUUAUCUGUUCAAUCUGUGGUAAAAGUUUUGUACAAUGUAACCAUUUGAAAAGACACAUGAGAACACACACUGGCGAGAAACCUUUCUCUUGUUCAAUCUGUGAUAAAGGUUUUGCACAAAGUCACAAUUUAAAAGUGCACAUGAGAACACACACUGGUGAAAAAACGUUUUCCUGUUCAAUCUGUAGUAAAGGUUUUUUAGAAAGUCGCAAUUUGAAAGUUCACAUGAGAACACACACUGGUGAAAAACCUUUUAUUUGUUCAAUCUGUGGUAAAAGUUUUGUCCAAUGUGGCCAUUUGAAAAGACACAUGAGAGCACACACUGGUGAAAAACCUUUUUCUUGUUUAAUCUGUGGCUUAUCUUUUACAAGGAAGGAACAUUUGAAAGUACACAUGAGAACACACACUAGUGAAAAACCCUUUUCCUGUUGAACCUGUGGUAAAGGUUUUACACAAAAUCAGUGUUUGAAAAGACACACAAGAACACAACACUGGUGAAAAAUCACAUUCUUGUUCAAUCUGCAACAGAAGCUUUUGUGAACAAUCAAACCUUGUAGCACACAUGAGAACACACCCAGGAGAGAAAGUGUUGAGUUGCAGUGUGUGUGGUGAAAGAUUCUCUUCUAAGUACCAGUGUAAGAAACACAAGUGUGCUGGUGAGAACAGCAGCAGCAAAUGAAACUGCAGGAUUUGAAAUAAACUGUCAAGACUUUAAUGUUGACUUUCUAACAACAUCAGCACAUAUAACAUGUGUGACAUUGUUGUUUGUGGAACAAUAUCUUUAAUAUGCUUCUACAUUUAAUAUUAUAUUAGUGUUUUUUCAGUCAUGUAAAUGCAUUAAUAUGCAACAUCGUGUACUUUUAUUAAAAAAUAAACAGAACAAUUUGCUGAGCGUGAACAGUAGAAGACACAUGUUGUAUACAAUAAACAUUGUAUGUGUAUAUAUAUUCAUAGUACAAUUUUAGACUUAUUCAUAAUAGUCUUUUAUAUGUGUCUGAAAUAUUGAAGUAUUACAUAUUUGUAUUUCUAAUUGUUAAUAAUCCCAUAGAUUAACAACUUUAUAUGAUAUACAUAUUUACUGGUUCACAUCUGAAACAUCUUCUGGACCACUUCAGGAAGCAUAUUAAUAAUAACUUUAUACAUCAUUUUAACAGUUGUCUUUUAUACCAUUUUAAAAUGUGUAACUUUUUGAAUCAUUUGUUGUCUCAAUACCAUUUUAUUAAUGAUCUUUAUUACUCUCUUUUGUAAAAUGAGUAUUGUGUUGUGAUUGUUUUAUAUGUAUGUCCCAAGACCUUAUUGUAAUAAAAAAAUGGGAGAGAAAUUGGCUGAAUUGUUUUACAAAUUUCAAUUUGUGGAUUUAAAAAAAAAUCCCCAUGGCCUCAAUAAAUAAACGGGACGUCCCACAGAGUA
Molecule: messenger RNA, 3240 nt
Organism: Nerophis ophidion (straightnose pipefish)
Lineage: Eukaryota; Metazoa; Chordata; Actinopteri; Syngnathiformes; Syngnathidae
Product: gastrula zinc finger protein XlCGF57.1-like
Exons: 3
Coding region: 439-2262 (607 amino acids)
Biological process (GO): regulation of transcription by RNA polymerase II; central nervous system development
Cellular component (GO): nucleus
Molecular function (GO): DNA-binding transcription factor activity, RNA polymerase II-specific; RNA polymerase II cis-regulatory region sequence-specific DNA binding
Source: RefSeq, a predicted model, not a curated record